AGGUCAGCCAUUGUGCCAAAAGGCCUCUAGCUUAGCUGCCCCCCUGUCAACGUGGGGCCGCGGGCAUAACCCGGCCUAAUGAUUCCGAGGAUACGGAUGUGUUGACGAUCUUGCACCUACAAUCGGUUAUCACGUAACAGAUUCCCACCACACCAUGGCUAGCAAACCUGCCAAGCAGUUACCGCACGAGAAGCGGAAAGGGGAGGCUGCUUUGAGCGACUUCGCCGAAUACGUCGAGAAGCAGCAGGCUCUCCGUUUCCCAAGCUCCAAGGCCGUGGUUGGCGUGUCGGCCACGGCGGCGUCAACAACGGCAACCGGGAAGACACUGCCGGCUGAAGUCGACCACCAUGAGGAGCUGGAUGAUAUUCUCGACAGCCUCAAUCUUUCCGACCCGGCCCCAAACGUGAGGUUACGAGAUCUUCUAUUGUCUAUCGGCAAUGAUGACGACUCCCUACAGAAGCUUGCCGACGUCGUUCAUGAACGGCUCAUCGAGGGCCAUUCCGAGACUGUCUUUGAUAUCGGCUUUGAGAACAAUGGCGACAGCAUGCGACUCUCCAUCGAAGAGUGGAAUACCGCCUACAAGAGGCUAACAGAAGCCGCGAGGACGCUGCGUGCUGAUUGCCAGAUAUUGCUAACUAAGAACACGGGUGGCGAGCUCGACGGGAUGGCAACCAAGGACCAGGAAUGCAGCGGGAAGAUCAUGAUUCGCCAGGCCCCAGCUACGGUGGAGCAAGUAAUCGAGACGAGGAUAGCCGUGGUUGGCAACGUCGACGCCGGAAAGAGCUCCAUGCUAGGGGUGCUUGUCAAGGGAGACCUGGACGACGGGCGAGGCAAGGCGCGUGUUAACCUCUUCAGACACAAGCACGAGAUCGACACUGGCCGUACCUCGUCUGUGGGCAUGGAAAUUAUGGGGUUUGAUACCAGGGGCCAGGUUGUCGUCUCUGACACCCCGGGUCGCAAGCUUUCGUGGGAGGAGAUUGGCAAGCGCAGCGCCAAAGUGAUCACAUUUACCGACCUUGCUGGCCAUGAGCGCUACCUACGGACUACCGUGUUCGGCCUCCUAUCUAGCAGCCCUAAUUACUGCCUGCUCAUGGUGGCAGCGAACAACGGACUUAUUGGCAUGAGCAAGGAGCACCUUGGCAUUGCUCUUGCCCUGAAUGUUCCGGUUAUGGUUGUCAUCACCAAAAUCGACAUUUGUCCACCGCAGAUCUUGGAGCAAACCAUCACCCAGAUUACGCGGAUCUUGAAGAGUCCAGGGGCAAGAAAGAUCCCCAUAUUCAUCAAAACCCAUGAGGAGUGCAUCAACACGGCGACACAAUUUGUCAGCCAGCGCAUCUGCCCUAUCUUCCAGGUUUCCAAUGUCACUGGCGAGAAUCUGGAUCUCGUCAGGGCCUUCCUUAACAUCCUCCCACACCACGGCCGCUAUGACGCGGACGCUCCAUUCGAGUUCCAUGUCAACGACACUUUCAGUGUACCCCAUGUUGGGACUGUGGUCUCGGGGAUAGUAAAGUCCGGAGUCAUCCACGCUGGAGAUGAUGUCCAGAUUGGGCCCGACUCUCUUGGACGGUUCACACAAACAUCGAUAAGGUCUAUCGAAAGGAAACGAAUCGGUGUUCCUGCCGCAUCUGCCGGCCAGUCUGCCUCGUUUGCCCUGAGGAAAGUCAGAAGGAAAGACGUCCGCAAAGGAAUGGUAGUCCUAUCCAAGUCUCCGGAUGGCGCCUCUCCAAAGGUUUAUCGCGACUUCGUUGCCGAAGUGCUCAUCCUCUCACACGCAACGACGAUCAAGACAAAGUAUCAAGCCAUGUUGCAUGUCGGGCCGGUAUCUCAGACAUGCGCCAUAAUUGAUGUGGACCGCCCUUUCAUUCGAACCGGGGACCGGGCUACCGUUGCUUUCCGAUUUGUUCAGCGACCCGAGUAUUUGGCUCCUGGUGACCGACUCCUCUUUAGAGAGGGUAGGACAAAAGGCCUCGGUAUCGUCAAAAGCGUUGGUUACGACCCAUCCAAUCCGCUGAUGCCAAAGCAGCCGGAAGAUGAGCCGGGACCAAUCAGCUCCUUGGCCCAAGAAGACAAAGUCGAAAGAGCAGUCCCCGAACUGAAAGGGGGAGUAUAACAGUGCAUAAAAAAGUGAAGGGCCUUUCA
Lasiosphaeria miniovina is the source of this 2139-nucleotide messenger RNA. Its product is annotated as P-loop containing nucleoside triphosphate hydrolase protein. The coding region runs from base 155 to 2110 and encodes 651 amino acids. Gene Ontology annotation, molecular function: GTPase activity; translation elongation factor activity; GTP binding. The transcript is spliced from 3 exons. Lineage: Eukaryota; Fungi; Ascomycota; Sordariomycetes; Sordariales; Lasiosphaeriaceae. Gene Ontology annotation, biological process: translational elongation. The record is from RefSeq and is a predicted model, not a curated record.